Messenger RNA from Candidula unifasciata, 1209 nucleotides. The record is from the annotation of a GenBank genome assembly. Lineage: Eukaryota; Metazoa; Mollusca; Gastropoda; Stylommatophora; Geomitridae.
AGACCAGAGAAGGAACUCAAGGAUAUGCUAUCCAGGUGGACAGAACUGGGAGUGGAUGGGCCAGAUUUGGGCCAGAUCAGACCUGUUUAUGCACCCAAAGAUUUCUUGGAAGUGGUAAUCGGUCUUCAGAACUCAAACUGCCACACAACUGGAAGUGUUGGGACCUGCAACCUUCUCUGGGGAAUGAUUCAGGCGCCUCUGAGAGUCAAAUCACUUAAUGAACUGAGGCUACAGUACAGUGACAUGGCCAUUACCCAGUGCCAGACAGGGAUUGAUGACUUCCCUGAUAUCCCAGCAGAAUUAUUUGACACUGACAGAACCAAGCUAGGAAGAAAAGUAUUAGCAGCAAAUCAUGCCCCAGUGUCCAGAGAGUUUUCCAAAAAAGGAUGCCCUAUAUCAAUGAGAGCUGAACUGUGGUGCCAGAUUUUGGGGAUCGAACUAACCAGUGUGGAUAAUCUCUACUAUGAGCAGCUGAAAACCUAUGUAUUACAUCAUGAUUUGCUGGUGGAUAAUCUGCUGUAUAAGGAUGUGAAACUGACUGCCACAAAUGACGACCAGUAUUUUGUUUUUGAGGAUUUUCUUUACCAGGUGUUACUGCCCUUUUCCCGAGACACAGUUGUCCUGAAACAUUUUGUGCAGAACAGUGCCACACCACCCAAGUCUUACAUCAGGGGCAAGCUGGGUGUGGAGGAGUUUGCUGUUAUUUAUCCACCUAAUGGGGUCAUCCCAUUUCAUGGCUUUGCAAUGUAUGUUGCUCCACUAUGUUAUCUCUACAACGAUGUGGUCCAGCUGUACUAUGUGUUCAGACAUAUGUACAUGCACUUCUUCUACCAUCUGCACAGCAUCUCAUCUCACCCUCAGGGCAUAGUUUGUCUCAGUUUGCUGUUUGAGAGUUUGCUGCAAACUGAGGAACCUGAAUUGUUUUACCACCUGAAACAAGUUGGAUGUCAACCACUUAAAAUAGCUUUCAAGUGGUUGAUGCGAGCCUUUUCUGGUUUUCUGGCCAGUGAUCAAGUUCUGCUAUUGUGGGAUAGGAUAUUGGCUUAUGAUUCUUUAGAAAUUUUGUCAGUUCUUGCUGUUGCUAUAUUUUCAUUUAGAAAAAUGAACCUAAUGAAAGUACAGACAUUGAACGCUGCCGAGGCUGUUUUGGCUGACCUGUACACACUCCAGGUUCUACCACUGCUACAGCUGGCUCUGUUCUCCACAUGA